CGCCACGCUGCGAGCUUUGUUGAGUACGCGUCUGCUCCGAGGUGCCUUUUUCUCCUUUCGUCUCUGCUUCUCCUCUGUUUUCGCCCGUAUCUCUAUUUGAUCAUCUCCGUCUUCCUAUUGCACCAUAUUCUCUCUUUCACUUUCUAACUCUCUUUUCUUCUCUGGAUCUCAUCUCAUUCCGAUCGAGUCAUCGUUCUUUAAGAAAGAUAAUGCAGUUCUCUUAAAGGAGCAACGAGAUUUCUGUUCAACUCACCAGCUAAAGGAAAGCAAACUCGCGAAUCAGGAUUUGUUUGAUAUAUCUCCAUGGUGAAGGAGCGAAAGAAAAAGACAAAGCGCUGUGUGGAUGGAAGAGAAAGAUAAUCGCAAAAUUGACUUGGAGGUUCGAAAAUCUUUGGAGUUUGCCCCACCGCGAUUCAUCGAGAGCUUGGACUCGCGUGCGACGGCUCAGCGGAUCUUGACAAUUUUCUCACAUUGCGAAUGUGCCGAUAAGAACUCGUUCCUGAAAUCACAGCGAACUUGUAAUGAAUCGCUCUCAUGUACGAGCAAACGAAUGUCAAAUGAGCGAAUAUGUCGCGAUUUCACGUAAAGAGGAAUCAUGACCGUGGAAAAAGGACGUUAGAAUGUAUAAUCGACGACUAUCACACUAUUGUGCGGCUUCGCUCAAAUGCGGAAACGAGCUCUUUCGAUCACGUCGGCUUCCGUUUAUGCCUAAUAAUUAAUCUAAGACUACGGAAGAAAAUUCAUACAAUACUGUAUGUAUGAAUAUUUUUCAUCGAGGAAUAUAUAUCCACGAAGAGGCAAGAAAAGGGGCGCGAGAACCGUGACAGCCUCAAAGAUCGACGCAUCCGGAGAUGUUCCUCGAGGGCUGCGCGGUCCAGGGCUGGAAGACUCACUUGCGUAAAAGGAUGUAUGUGCUGUCGAUAUGUGACUCGAUACGAGGGAGUCCUGUGAGAACGUGCUACGUCAAGUGCUUGACGCUUGACAGAACCAAUUUUGCUGGAAAUUGCGAGGGAUUGCAAGUGGAGAUCCGAAAACUUAUGUGAGUUUUCUAUGACAUACGUACCUACACACAUCACAACUAUUUCGAUAA
This is a messenger RNA of Trachymyrmex cornetzi, 1090 nucleotides long. RefSeq lists its product as uncharacterized. The transcript is spliced from 2 exons. The coding region runs from base 852 to 1043 and encodes 63 amino acids. Lineage: Eukaryota; Metazoa; Arthropoda; Insecta; Hymenoptera; Formicidae. The record is from RefSeq and is a predicted model, not a curated record.